AUGGCGCUCCUUUAUAGCCUGUUAUGGCGGUUCCUGCUGGUUCUGGUUCGCUUUAAGAGAGCGGUUGUUUCCUGGCUACAAAUCCGACUUCGGAGCUGGAGAGGCCGCCUCUGGGAGGGAACCAUCACCGCCCUGCUAAUGCCGGUAGCUGUGUCCGAGUUCCCGGAGUAUCAGAAGAAGACACAUCCGAACGUUAAUGUUGACCCGGUCAGGGGGAACCGAGCUGACAGCAGCCGGGCUCGGUGGCUGUCAGACGGCCGGUCUCUGGAGAAGCUGCCGGCCCACAUCGGCUUGAUGGUGGCCGAGGAGGAGCUGAGCUUUCCGGACGUCGCUAAGCUGGUGGUGUGGUGUAUGGCUGUCGGUGUGUCCUGGGUCAGCGUCUACGAUAACCACGGUAUUUUCCAGAAGAACUCAUCUCGUCUGCAGGAGGAAAUACUGAGGCAGCAGCAAAGCCUGCUGGGUGUGGAUGAAUCCAGGCAUGAGGUGGAGUUAUUAAACAGCAGAGACAAACACCAACACUAUGUUGUGUCGUGUAGGUCCACAGUGAAGGUGUUGUCUCCUGAAGAUGGAAAGCAAACCAUCGUGCAGGCAGCCAGAAAGCUUUGUCACUCUGUGGAGAACAAGGAGAGGAGCUCCAAAGACAUCAGUGUCUCCAUGUUGGACAUACUUCUCAGAGAGUCUAACAUUCCAGACCCAGAACUGGUGGUGAAGUUUGGACCCAUUAACAGCACGUUGGGUUUCCUGCCCUGGCACAUCAGACUCACAGAGUUUAUCUCCCUGCCGUCCCACAGGAACGUCUCGUACGAGGACUUGUUGGGGGCCCUGCAGCAGUAUGGUGUCUGUCAGCAGCGCCUUGGACAGUGAUGUGCAGCUCAACAGCUUUAAACCAUCCCAGGAGACUCCUCCUUCAUGAUGACCAACUCUGUCUCCUCCACUAGAACUGAGAGACCAGCCCAUUUCAUACCAACCAGCUCUUAGAAUAAAAUCCAGUUUCAAGACUUUUGAACUCUGUACCAGUAAUUGUUCCACAAAGUGACACGUUGA
This is a messenger RNA of Nematolebias whitei (Rio pearlfish), 1044 nucleotides long. It is a transcript of the gene nus1, whose product is annotated as NUS1 dehydrodolichyl diphosphate synthase subunit. Bases 1 to 864 code for a protein of 287 amino acids. Gene Ontology annotation, cellular component: dehydrodolichyl diphosphate synthase complex; endoplasmic reticulum membrane. Gene Ontology annotation, molecular function: ditrans,polycis-polyprenyl diphosphate synthase [(2E,6E)-farnesyl diphosphate specific] activity. The record is from RefSeq and is a predicted model, not a curated record. NCBI's taxonomy places the organism in Eukaryota, Metazoa, Chordata, Actinopteri, Cyprinodontiformes, Rivulidae. The transcript has 5 exons.